CUCUCUCUGCGCUGAUGGGAGGAGCGCGCCGCAGCUCCUCUCUGUAUAAGAAGUGUUGAACGUUCAACAAGGGAUUUUACACAGCUACUCAGGAGAAACGAAAUGAUCUGCCCUGGAGCCGCAGCAAAAUGCUGGAUGGACACCUACUCCUGGGAUGGUUAUCGUUCACAGUUAUAGUGUAUCUGCUCAACUUGCCGGGACCAACCGCAGCAUAUUUCGGGUUGACGGGGAAUGAACCGCUGUCUAUCCUGCCACUGAACUCUCUGCCGGAGGAGAGCGUAGGCAGGGCCCACUACAAGCUGUGUGACCGGCUCAAACUGGAAAAGAAGCAGCGCAGGAUGUGCAGACGAGACCCGGGCGUGGCGGAGACCCUGAGGGAGGCCAUCACCAUGAGCGCCCUAGAAUGCCAGUAUCAAUUCCGCUUUGAGAGGUGGAACUGCACCCUGGAGGGGCGCCACCGGGCCAACAUACUAAAGAGAGGGUUUAAGGAGACAGCCUUCCUGUAUGCCGUGUCCUCGGCGGGCCUGACCCACGCCAUGGCCAAGGCCUGCAGCGCGGGACGCAUGGAGCGAUGCACGUGUGACGAGGCCCCGGACCUGGAGAACCGCAAGGCGUGGCAGUGGGGCGGCUGCGGAGACAACCUCAAAUACGCCAACAAGUUCGUCAAGGACUUCCUGGGCAAGCGCUCCAACAAGGACCUGAGGGCACGCGUGGACAUGCACAACACCAACGUGGGCAUGAAGGUAAUCAAGGCUGGAGUGGAGACCACUUGCAAAUGCCACGGGGUCUCUGGCUCCUGCACCGUCCAGACCUGCUGGAGACAGCUCCUGCCCUUCCACGAGAUUGGCAAGCAGCUCAAGCAGCGUUACGAGACUUCCAUCAAGGUCGGCAGUUCCACCAAUGAAGCAACAGGGGAGGGGGAGAUCUCCACGGGCCGGAGCCAGCAGCAGCAGCCGCAGCAGCAGCCGCAGCCUUCGCCCGGCCUUAACGAUCAAAUCCCUCGCACUAUGGACCUGCUCCACAUCGAGGACUCGCCGAGCUUCUGCAGAGCCAGCAAGUACUCCUCGGGCACGGCGGCGCGCAAGUGCUACAAGGAUAAGAACUGUGAUGCCAUCUGCUGCGGGAGAGGCCAUAACACUCAAAGUAGGGAGGUGACCAGACCCUGCCAGUGCCAGGUGCGCUGGUGCUGCUACGUCGAAUGCAAGCAGUGCACGCAGAGAGAAGAGGUGUACACCUGCAAGGUGUGAACCAGUCACCUCCCAGUCCCCGUGACCAGUGGAGCAAGUGGAAGGUGUUUCACCGUGCCCACGGACAAAACGGAGCGAGCCGAUGGAAAAGCAAUAAGCACUUUGAGGGAUUUCUGGGGGUUGGGGUUCGGAGGUUCUGUGGCCCCUUCUCAGACAACUGGGUCAGCAUCUCAAGCUUUUCAUCAUGGUGUUGAAGAGAAUGUCUUUUAUUUUCCUAUCAACAAAAUUCAUUUUACACAAGAACAGAAAGAGCAAAAAGGAAGGUUGGCAUCCGUCUGUUGAGAAUCCCAUUCGAGAAGAGUAACACCGACAGACUGGUUUCUGGGCUCUUGCCCGAAGAAUUCUGAGCGUGUGUGUGUGUGUGUGCCAACUUUUACGUGCAUGUGUGUUUGUAAGUGAGCGUGUGAUGGGGUUCAAAUUACGACUUUUAUGGCAGCAACCAUAUUCAGACUGUUAUAAUAGACAGGGUGUAUGAAUUAUACACGCACAUAUUUACACUCACACACAUUGUGUGUUUGCAUAUGUAUGUACAUAAAUUCAGUUAUAUUGAAAUGCUAUUAUACAAGCCACUUAUCUAACGUUAAUGUUAAAACAAACCACUAACCACACAAAUGCGCGUUGUUUGUGUGCUCUAACUCGUUUUUCUUCUUGAUUCAUGUUGACAAGGCCCUUUGGAAAGCAACACACUUGUGUCGGUCGUCUUGCUGUGGAUAAUUUAUGGCUCCUCUGGGACUACUCCUUCACAAGGAGAGAAAUUAAUCUAAUAUUUUCCUUUUUUUGGUAAUAUAAUAUAAAUAUAAUAUGAAGCCGUUCAUAAAUGCAUUAACAGAAAGUAAACCAGUCAGUUUAGGCUAUUCUCGGCCUUGAGCAUUCGGUGUUCAGGGAAUAACUUAAACCACUAUCUGACAAACUGUUUGGAUGAACUAAAGCUAAAUUGUGCAAAUACACUCAAUAACCAGCAUCAAUGUACAGUGGCCUUGUUAUUGUAGCCAGUACCUUUACAACAGGUGACCAGCUCUGAAGAGCUUUGACUUAGCUUAGCUCGUACUUAUUAGGUUUUUUUGCAUACUUUGAAGUUGCAAAGAAAAACUGUGGAGACCUGGAGGAAUGUAGCCCCCUGCUGUUUCACAUCCUCCUUUCCUCUUCUUGUGCCACGAUAUGAUUGAGCCAUAUUCAACAUGUUGACACGCAGCAUGUAGAGAAGAACCCGCGUCGGUCGGUCUGCCCAAACGUUUUGCGGCAAGAGACGGGAAUCGAGUUCGAUGCGUCUGCAGAAUUGCUCAAGUGAAGGCCAAAGCAUUGAGCCUUGUAGCUAAUAUUAUUGUGUCGUAUAAGGCUAAUUUUGGAGUAAUGUUUUGACAAAUCAAUGUCAUAUAGUCUGACAUUUUGGCGUAUGCACGCAUCAAGUGUGACACCCUAGCUGGCAGCCAGUUAGCUCGCUAAUAACGAAGAAAUGGAGGUAAACACACCAUCUUGUUUCUUGGGAUAGAGCCGUGGGAGGAGUUUCCCCAAUUUCAUGCAUCCCCAGAUCAGACAUGGGCUGUGAACUUAAAUUGAUAUCGUGCAAAAGGAAGCUUUUAUUUAAACUCCGCACCUAUACAACCAUAAAAAGAAAUGUUGCCAUGUUGGAAUCUGGCAUCUAUCUGUUUCUCAGAUGUCCAUGGGCUCGUUUCUUGCUACGUUCUGCCUUGUUGUCAAUGGGUGUGAAUUAACUACUGAGUGAGGGACCCAGCUUUGUAAUAUAGCGCCAUUCACGCACUGAAGCCCCAAAAGCCCUUUAAAGUAUUUAACAAUCUGUAUUUAUGGAUACAGUGCGGUGCAGAGUCCUUGUUUUUGAAGCUGUAAAUAGCAAUGGUUUCUUCUCCUGUGGUAGAGUGACAAAGGUGAAGGCACAUGUUCGGUUCUCACAUGGAGCCGAAACAGAAAUUGGUGGCGAUAAUAAAUACUUAGCCUCACAGGUGCUGCAAUACCCUGCAGCCCAGACCCAGACAUCUAGUCCAGCCUUUAAAGUUAAUAAUCACAGUAAUUGAGUUCCAACCGUCGUUGUCCACAGCAAGUGCAGGUUUUUGGGCAGGAGCCCUGCUUGGCCUAUUUGUCGCGAGCAGAUAAAUUCCAAGCAUUUUGAUAUGAGGAGGUUUGCCAAAUAAAGACUGGUCACAACAUAUACAUAGAACUUUGCACGCUACAUGGAAACCAUAAUAGCUAUGCUGAGGCUCGGAGCAUAAAUGCCUGCUUCCCACAGCCUCGAGCGUGCCCAUUCUCCACAAACACACAGAGCAUCCAAACAGGCAUGACAGGAAUAUCAGAUGCACAUUGAGAGCAUUUCCAAGCACAUUUUUGUUUGUUUAUAGAUUGUACAUAAGUCUAAAAUUUCUCCCAAGUAAGAGGAGCAUGAUGCAGCAGCCAGUGGGUUUUAUUUAGACCUCGCGGUCGUCCAUAUUCUCAAAUCCAACAUCUCUGCACUGUUUAGGUGUUAGUGGAUCAUGUACAAAAAUUCUAUUUUAUAGAAAAAAAUAAAAAGAUAAAUUAUUUUUUAAAUAUAUUAUGAGCAUGUGUUUAGUGUAAAUAACGUCAAAGUCUAAAUUGAUUUUAUAUCCUGGAUGUCUUUUUUUAAAUUGUUACUUUUCGGGUGUUUGUUCCUUUUUUGGGGUGGAGGCUUCAAGAAACAGUGAAACUUUAAACAUAUUUCAUUUCAUAUCUCUGCGUUUGCUAUUAUCUAAGCACUAACAAAUCCUAACAGAUUUAGAAUCAACUCUUUUUUUUUUUUUUGCUUACAUGAUAACGAAACUUUUUGUUAUUUAAACAAAUUACAGUCAUCACAGAUGUAUUAAAAGCAUUUGACCUGUUACUUCAUUCUCGUCCUUUGCAUCACUUGACACGUACAAACACUUUUUGUUAGGAUUUGUGCUGUGCUUGUAAAACCACGACAGAACACACCAGCACGGGCAUCGCCCGUUGUGAUGAUACUACACCAACAGAGCUUUGUCCAUGUUCACUUAUUGUCUUAUGGGAACUCUAAAUUAUUUCCUCUACCUCAUGUGUAUAGCUUGUAGGUAUAAACAGAUCACAAAUGACUGGUAAGAAUGUAUUUAAGUUAUUUAACAUCUUUGUAUAACAAAGGCGAAAAAUCUGAAAUAAUAAAUGAAUUUUUAAAUUA
Molecule: messenger RNA, 4404 nt
Organism: Betta splendens (Siamese fighting fish)
Lineage: Eukaryota; Metazoa; Chordata; Actinopteri; Anabantiformes; Osphronemidae
Gene: wnt9a
Product: wingless-type MMTV integration site family, member 9A
Exons: 4
Coding region: 129-1247 (372 amino acids)
Biological process (GO): cell fate commitment; neuron differentiation; canonical Wnt signaling pathway
Cellular component (GO): extracellular region
Molecular function (GO): cytokine activity; frizzled binding
Source: RefSeq, a predicted model, not a curated record